Magnolia sinica is the source of this 533-nucleotide messenger RNA. Its product is annotated as cysteine proteinase inhibitor B-like. The transcript has a single exon. The record is from RefSeq and is a predicted model, not a curated record. Gene Ontology annotation, molecular function: cysteine-type endopeptidase inhibitor activity. NCBI's taxonomy places the organism in Eukaryota, Viridiplantae, Streptophyta, Magnoliopsida, Magnoliales, Magnoliaceae. Bases 44 to 442 code for a protein of 132 amino acids.
CCGCUCAAUCUCCUCUUUCCUCACACACAAGAAAAAAAGAGCAAUGGCAGCAAUCUCUUCCUCUCUCUUCCUCGCUCUCUCUCUCGUCACCUUAUCUCUCUCCAUCUCUCUCUCCUCCUCUCUCUCGCCCUUUCGCUCCAUCGAUGGCCUAAAAGUCGGUGGAAAGACUGAAAUCAGGAAUGUCGAAUCAAACCCAGAUAUCCAAUCCCUUGGAAAGUUCUCCGUCGACGAAUACAACAAGAACCAUGGCACCCAUCUCUCUUUCUUCCGUGUCUUCAAAGCCGAGAAGCAGGUUGUAUCCGGAAUGAAAUACUUUCUCAAGAUCUCGACCGUUGAUGCGGCAGAGAACGGUCUUUCCAAGGAAUUCGACGCGGUUGUGGUCGUGAAGCCGUGGGCCCGUUCCAAGGAACUUCUUUCCUUCGCCCCUGUCAAACCCUACUAGGGUUUUGUUGGAAUUUGUGUUUUUCUGUUUUGGGUUUUAGAGUGUUUGGGAUGGUCUGUUUUUGCAAUAAUCACAAGAGCGCGUUCAAGUC